Molecule: messenger RNA, 1461 nt
Organism: Dicentrarchus labrax (European seabass)
Lineage: Eukaryota; Metazoa; Chordata; Actinopteri; Moronidae
Gene: tectb
Product: tectorin beta
Exons: 11
Coding region: 173-1192 (339 amino acids)
Cellular component (GO): cell surface
Source: RefSeq, a predicted model, not a curated record
GAGAAUGGGGGAAAGUUGAUUACCCUCACCUGUGACAGUAUAAAAUACAUCCUCAAGUUGUGAAGAUGUUAGUUGUAGAGUCACUGCUGCUGGUAACCUGUUGAAGAGCCAUGAGGAUCCUCUGACAUCAAUCAGACUAUUCAAAGGUGUUUUUCCCUACACGCAUCGCAAUAUGGCUUCUGUCGGUGCAUUAUUAAUGUUUCUGCCUGUUGCGUGGACAUGCUCUCCCCAAAAAGCAGACUACGUGAUGGUGUCAUGUUUCCCCAAUGCCAUCAUUGCCAACGUCCCAGAGUGUCCUUACGGCUGGGAGAUUGACCAGUUGUCCCUGGGGGGAGUCUGUUACUCUGGCAUACACAGCCCGGGCUACUACCGCUUCAUCAUCUCAGACCUAACACCCAAAAACCACUCGUACUGCGGCACGCAGUCUGAGUACAUGCCCGGCAAAGACCCCAAGUACAUCUUCUAUAACUCCAUUGUGUCCAACGAUACUUCGCUCACAGUCAGAAACCAGCCGGUCAACUACACCUUCAGCUGCAUGUACAGAGCAGCUUACCUGGUAAACAACGCAGUCUUCAGCCAAAGAGUGGCUACAGUUUAUGUCAACAACGGGAGUUUAGGCACUUUUAGAUCACAGUUGUCUAUGAAUGUGUUCACGAAUUCAAAGUUCCUGUAUGCCAAGGACGCUCCCUACGUGAUUGACACUUCUGAGAUCGGCUCUGAAGUCUUCAUUGGCAUCGAGGCAAAAGGACUAAGUAACAGAUUCAAAGUGGUAAUAAACAACUGCUGGGCUACUCCUACUCCUUACUCAACAGACAAAAAGAGGUGGAGUCUCAUCAUUAACAGCUGCUCUUCUGACGGCACUGUGACUAUUUUUGAGAAUGCCAAAGACAGCCGCUCCAUGUUCAAGUUCAACUCUUUCCGCUUUCAACGGCUGGAGAAGGUGUCCACAGUGUGGCUUCACUGUGAGGUCCAGGUUUGCGAUGGAGACAGGCUCAUAUGUCAUCCAGGCCCCUGCUCUUUAAGAAGUCUGUCAUCAGAGGCAGAACCAAGUGGGGGGAUCCUUACUGCUGAGUUUCACAUUAAAGGCAAUGGCUCCUCCAAUAAUGGACACAUGAAAGGCACCUCACUAUUCAUCCUGCUGGUGGUCCUGAUAAACAUGUGUUGGGAUUUAGUAAAUGGAUCAAGAAUGUAGUAAAAACAUUUUCAUUCAGUCUCAUUUACAUAAACACAAACAAACAGAGGGGAGUGUCACCCAGGACUCAGGGAGCGUAUGAAUACAUUCCUCCUCCACGCUCAAAUGAAUGAUUUUCUCAUUUUCUCACACAUAUUAUUUGUAAUUAGCACAUUUAUUGAGAUUUUCAUAUCCAUCUGUUAAUGGAUAAUCUUUUAAAAUGUCACAUGUGUUACUUCACUGCUUUCUCCAAUAAAGAUCAAUUGAAAAUAAAAAAUAGAAAAUAUUAA